This is a messenger RNA of Rangifer tarandus platyrhynchus (Svalbard reindeer), 630 nucleotides long. NCBI's taxonomy places the organism in Eukaryota, Metazoa, Chordata, Mammalia, Artiodactyla, Cervidae. The record is from the annotation of a GenBank genome assembly.
AUGCCUGAGAUGCUUGAGAUCCGCAUUCCUGAGAGAGUCUUUCAGGAUCCAGGAUUGGACGAGGGUCUGCUGGAGGCACAGUUCUUUUGGGGUGAAGAGGAGGAGGAGGAGGAGGAGCAGAUGGAGGAGGAGGAGCAUGUGGAGGAAGAGGAGCAUGUGGAGGAGGUGGAGGAAGAGGAGCAUGUGGAGGAGGUGGAGGAGGUGGAGCAGAUGGAGGAAGAGGAGCAUGUGGAGGAAUCGGAGCAUGUGGAGGAGGUGGAGCAGGUGGAGGAGGUGGAGCAGGUGGAGCAGGUGGAGGAGGUGGAGCAGGUGGAGGAGGUGGACCAGAUGGAGGAAGAGGAGCAUGUGAAGGAAUCGGAGCAUGUGGAGGAGGUGGAGCAGGUGGAGCAGGUGGAGGAGGUGGAGCAGGUGGAGCAGGUGGAGGAGGUGGACCAGAUGGAGGAAGAGGAGCAUGUGAAGGAAUCGGAGCAUGUGGAGGAGGUGGAGCAGGUGGAGCAGGUGGAGGAGGUGGAGCAGGUGGAGCAGGUGGAGCAGGUGGCGGAGGUGGAGCAGGUAUUGGGGCCCAAGGAUGCAGAGUUGAAGGUCAGUGGAGUCGAUGACCUUGCUGACCUAGUAGAACCAGAGCGAUGA